Messenger RNA from Sebastes umbrosus (honeycomb rockfish), 3128 nucleotides. RefSeq lists its product as uncharacterized. NCBI's taxonomy places the organism in Eukaryota, Metazoa, Chordata, Actinopteri, Perciformes, Sebastidae. Gene Ontology annotation, molecular function: nucleotidyltransferase activity; tRNA binding; double-stranded RNA binding. Gene Ontology annotation, biological process: regulation of translational fidelity. The transcript has 10 exons. The record is from RefSeq and is a predicted model, not a curated record. Gene Ontology annotation, cellular component: cytoplasm; membrane. The coding region runs from base 226 to 2838 and encodes 870 amino acids.
GGCCUGGCUGUGUGUGAUGGAGCUGUUGAGCAGCAGAAGUGUGCGGUCUUACCUCUGAAGCAGACUCUUUAUAGUCCUGCCUCUCUGUCUCCUCCCACAACCUGCUCUCUUUCCUAAAGGCUGACAUCAUACACCAGCAAAGCUCAUGUUUUUCCUGCGUGCUGCUGACGUCACACGCAGCUGUUGGCUAUAAAGUUGCGCCUCAAGUCUUCAGCAUCUACUCCUAUGAUGGCUCAACACUCACUGCAUGUGUCCGUCGGCAUACUGGGCAUCUCUGGCGGUUCUCUCCUGCUUUUGGUGAACAACUAUGCCAGCUCACCUGAAGAAGACUUCAUCCCCCAUACUGCACUGGGGAUUCUGCUCCUUAUUAUUGCAGCCCUCUUAGCUUAUGCAGGUAUCUGUCGAAGUCUGUCCCACGCCCAGCUGUUUUCCUCUCUGUGUCUGACCGUCUCGGCCCUGUGGUGUGGUUCAGGUCUGGUGUACAUCCUGGUGGGUCAAGGGGUGCUGCAGCCCACAGAGCUGAGAUCCUCUCUGGUCCCGGGCCUGGCGGCGUUUACCUUAGCCCUGCUCAUCAUAGGCCUUGUAGCAGUCGUCGUAAAGAAAGCAGUUCUGUUUCUCAUAGCUGUCGGCAUUGGCUUAGCAUGUGCUCAUCAAAUUGCCGGUUUAUCAGCUGCUGGUUUUGGUCAGUCUGCCACAGCUGCUAACUACCUCCUGGUCUGUCUGGUGGGUGUUUACUUUGGGUUUGGACGUCUGCUGUCCACCAUCACUCGUGGUAAAGUGGAGCCUCCAGGAUUGGGCCUGAAGAGGAAAGCAGAGCAGAACCAGAGGUGUAGUGAUGCAGUGUCAGUAGGUCUGGUGAUGAACUUGCUGUCCGCCUCUGUGUUAGUCUGUCCUCUGUUAGGCGUGGUCCCCCAGCUCUCCAUCGGUCACGUCCCCUGGCUGUGGACAGCUGGAGUCUUCCAGCUUGGCAUGUGUGUCCUCUUCUACCGAGCCAUGGACACACUAGCUGCCACUUUUUACGGCUUCACCGCUCUGCUGAGAUUUGCAGAAGGCUACAGCGCUCUCCUAUCCUCCUCAAUCCAGCCUGUCUCCCCUGUUCCCUUCCCCGUUGUCUUCUCUGUGCUCUUCUCCAUCCUGGCUCUGUUCAGCUGUCAGAAGAGCUUGCUGGAGGGGCUCUAUCACUUGUGCUUUACAGCUUAUUGUAUUGCCAUUGCAGCCCAGCCUCAAGGCUUCUUCCAAGGAGGCACGCAGGGUGUACAGGGAGCUAUAUUUGUAUUCUCUGCUGGCAUGCUUUUAAUUACCACAUUCAAUAUGGUCUCCACUACAAUGAUCCCUACAGGGCAGGGCUAUUUCAAGGCUUUAGUAAGCAGGAUACAGGGUCUCACUCUCAGAGCCCAUGAUAAAGAGCUCCAUGCACCUCACCUGGGCUACUCCAAGUAUGCUGAUGCAGAGGUGUUAGGCCUUGCUUGCAGUGUGCUGGCUGCUUUCGCCAUCACAGCCACAGUUGGCGACAGAGAUCCUCUGUCUGUGCUGGUUCUGCCCUGGGUGGUGGUGGCCGGAGGGGUGCUCCAUCUGCUCUGCGGUUCAGUAGCUUUUGCUCGAGGUAAAACCUUUGAGAGCACAGUUUUUAUUCUGUACGGCAUGAUGUGGGCGGUGUGGGGGUUGACACGAUACGGUGGCCUGUACGGUGAAACCAGAGGCUUUAACGUGGCUGUUGGUAUCAUUAGUUUCAUGCUGUUUAACUGUCUAGUGACAGCUGCUGCCCUGUUUGUAAAUGUUGCCUGGUUUGCUUACGCCCUCACCUUCCAGCUCAUCCUUAUUAGCUUCCUGCUGGAUGCACUAGGUGCACUGCCUUAUGGUUAUGACAUAGGGGUCACCAUCAUCUUCGGUCUGGUCAGUUUUUAUUGUUUCCUGGCGCACAUUUUCAACAGCACCUUCCAGUCCCCCCAGAUCCCCUUGGGAAAACCUUUAGUCAAGCUGAGUGGGGUCGGGGGAGGCGCAGAUAUUUGUCCGCAUGUACCAGCCCGCAAGGCCUCGUCUGUCCAACAGAUUGCAGAAAUCAUGAAAAAUGGUGGCAUAUGUGGAAUGCCCACUGACACGGUGUAUGUGCUGGUGGCAGCUUGCAAUAGGCCCGACGCAGUCGUCAAAGCUUACAAGGUGAAGAAGCAGGCACAGGACCGACCCAUGUCCCUGUGGAUCUCCUCCAUCAAGCAGUUGGAGCCGGUGCGACACCUGCUGAGCCCUCUGCUCCUGGACUUCAUGGAGGCUGCGUGGCCCUCCUCCAUUAGCAUGGUUAUAUCCAGGGGCCCGUGGAUGGACACCUUUGGUUUAGGAGAUGCUGCCAAACACAUAGGGACGCCACAAAGCAUUGCAAUGAGAAUCCCAGACUGUUCUGUGGCCACACACCUCAUUAAUCUGGUGGGGCCCGUCGCCGUGACCUCAGCCAACCCUACAGGCGAGGCCGACACAACUCACCACAACCAAGUUUACGCCAAGCUGGGCAAAAAGGUGGAUGGAGUGUUGUGUGACGGACCCUCCCCAGAGAACAUUGCAUCUACUGUGGUGGACUGCACUAAGAUUGAAACAGGGCAUAUUGGUUUCUUCAGAGUGGGUCUCAUUCCUAAAUCCAAGGUUCUUCAAAUCUUCGAGGAGGUUCAGAAGAAGCGCAGACAUGGGCAGACGAAUCCUGCUUUUGAACAUGAUUUGCAUCUGUCAGAUACACAAAGGGACAAAAGUUCAGGAGAGGACGAGGCAGCAGAGUCAGGGAGAGGAAGUGGAAACUCAACACCGUCCACAGUUUCACCUGAACAAAGUCCAGUCCUCAGAAAUGGGCCAUAGUAUCAAUGCACUGCUUACAAAUGCUGCUAAAAUGUAAUGUAAUUUCAGAUGUACACACAUACCUAUUGUUAAAUGAAAAAUCCACGCACAGAUGGAAAUGUAAUAGUUGCCACACCCAUUUCUAUAAUGCAUAUAUCGUAUGCACACAGACUCUAAUGUAAUAUGAUGAGCUGGAUACAUUUAAUUUGUGUUUUGUACUGUUUGUAUUAUAUUACAAUUUUUUUAAUUGUUUUUUUUUCUGAAAAUUGUAUUUUGAAUACAUGAAUGUACUGUAUAUACUUUUUCAUGAU